Messenger RNA from Debaryomyces hansenii CBS767, 1254 nucleotides. RefSeq lists its product as uncharacterized. The transcript has a single exon. The coding region runs from base 1 to 1254 and encodes 417 amino acids. NCBI's taxonomy places the organism in Eukaryota, Fungi, Ascomycota, Pichiomycetes, Serinales, Debaryomycetaceae. The record is from RefSeq and is a predicted model, not a curated record.
AUGGCAUCUGAAUCCCCCUAUCUCGAUACAGAGUCUAUUUUGAAUGCAUCUGACUUAAUAAAUUCUACACUCAUAUCGAAAGGAUAUAUUACGGAGAAACUUAAUUUCAAUUCUAUAAACUGGAAAGAUCUAGUACAAGACCAAAUUGAGAAUAAUAUACAAGAACUAGCAAAAUUAGAUGAAUUGAAGGUAACUGAAACCAUAUAUAAUAAUGAUAAAAACAUAAUCAAUAUUAUUUAUUCUUUACUUCAGUCGAUUGAGAGAAAUAAAGCCCAGAAUAAAUCAUUUAAUAAAGUCAUCAGCAAGAAAGACUCCACAAUCAGAGAUUUACAGAAAAAGAUAGAAUCGCUAGAGCAUCAGGUAGACCAGUCUGAAUCAAGAUUGAACAGAUUUGUUCAAAUUGAUCAAUUACAAUUAUCCAAGCGGGUACAGGAUUUAUCGCAUGUAAAUAAAUUACAAACCCAAGACUUGAACAAGCUAAAAAAUUGGUGUACAGAUAUAAAAACAAAGUAUCACGUAAAACUAAAGAAGAAGAAUAUUGAAAUAGAUCACUUGAAGAAUCAGUUACUAGAUAAAAAGAACUUAUCGACUACAACUACUUUUGGUAUUCCAUUAUCUUACGAUUCAUCUCGAAAUAAUGAUACAACAAGUUUUGAUCAAGACAUUAAUUCAAAUAUAAUUUACAACCACAACCCAAUAAUAGAUAAUACUAAUCCAAACACGCAUCUAAAUUCAUCGUUACAGCCAGUAUUAAAUAAGCAAUAUGAACAAAUCGUCAUUGAUUUAACUCAAUUAAUUGAAAAUUUAAUAUCAGAGAACCAUAAAUUUUCGAGGUUUAUUAAAUUAAUAAAUAAUUAUUAUCAAAGCUUGAACAUUCAAUUGUCAAACAUAAAUCACAAGCACUUAGAUGUUCGUAGCUUACCAAAUCCUUCUGAUUUAAUUGAUCUUAAUGAGUUUACAGGUGAUUUGGACCCAGCAAAUAUAAAUUCCAAGGAUUCAUUGGAUGAAAUUGAAUCCUUCGAGUAUAUCACUAAACCGUUAUUGAACAAUGUGUAUAAAAAUUAUCAUUAUGUGUCAAACCUUGUUGAAUUGGUUGAUUCAAAUAGCGCUCAAAUAAAUGAAAACGAAAAUGGAUUUUCAUCCAAAAAGAUUGAUGAACUAAAGACAGAGUUAGAAAUAGUAACAAGGAAUUGGCAGGAUGCUAUUAAGACUUUGGAAAAUUGGAAAAACUACCAACAGACCAAUGAUGAUUAA